AUGAGCUUAGCGCUUAACUUCCGCAGCUGCUGCGUAAGUUUUACCCGGCUUCCCACGUUGCGCGCCAACGCCGUGCAUCUCAGCUGUCAUCCCCGCCGGACCGUCGUCGCAGUUACUCGUUCGGGUCUCAUCCGACCUGAAGGAGCCACAGCUCUCCACCGCGCAGCACCUCUCCAGGGAUUGCCAGCCGUCCGCCGACUCCCUUCAGUUCGCAAGCCUCCAGCUGCUCACCACUCACCAGUCGAUAAUCACCAGCUAGCCGUCAACAAACGGCUAACCGGCAGUCAGCUGCCAGCUACGAUGAAGUCAGGUCGGGGAGGUAGCGGUGCCAAGAAGCCUGGCGUUUCCGCUGCUGCUGACGGCCGCGGUCAACGGUCCAUUGCCUCGUUCUUUGGAGGCAAGGACCAAUCAGGAACCGCGGGGAAGGCUUUACCUGGGGGCGGCCAGAGGUCCAUCUCCUCGUUUUUCGGUGCAAAAGGGAAGGCUGCUGCUGUUGGGGGUGGUGGUGGUGGAGGUAAAUCCGAGGUCGAGGGUCCGAAUCCCAGUGCAGUGGAUAAAGCAAGCGAGGAGUUGAAGGAGACGGCAUUGAAGAAGAAAGAGCCUUUAGAGUCAGCAGCAGCAGCAGCAGCAGAUUCUCCAGUACCCACACAGACUGCUAAAGGGGCUGUUGAAAACGGGGAUGGAGCAGUGGCAUCUGCAGGGAAAGAAGACACCCGCGCUGAGGAGGCAGUGGCGGAGGAAGCUUGGGGGGAAGAGAUGGCGGACGCGGAAGCAGUAGGGGGAAGGGAAGGCGGAGGGGGAAGCGCAGGAGGAGGAGCAGGGGAAGCAGUGACUGGCGGAGCUGGCGCAAGGCGGUUGAAGCGGCUUAGGAAGGUUGGGGAGGGGGCGCGGGGAGCGGGGAAAGGAAGAGAGGAAGGGGCAGGUGAAAGAGAAGAGAUUGUGGCGGUGGGUGGAGGGACAGGGGAGGUGGGAGAAGGUGCAAAGAAGGCAAGGCAUGAGACGGGGAGUAUCGGGGUUGAAGGAGGCGAUAAGGGGAAGGAAUCCGCUGCUGCAGCUGCCGCCGCCACCGUUGCUGCUGCUGCUUCUGCUUCCGCUGCCAAAGCUUCUGCGUCUGCUGUCGCUGCUGCUGCUGCUGCGGCUGGUAAAGGGGCUUCCACUCCUGCCGUCACACCGAAGUCGCCACCUGGUGCCAGAGGAAGGAAGAAAGCAGCAGAUACAGCUAGUAAAGCAGCAGAUACAGCUAGUAAAGCAGCAACUGACGCACCUGCUGCUGCUGCUGUGGCCACGGCUGAGUUAGCAGCUGAGGGAGGGAAGAAAAAGAGCACUCGUCGCAGGACCAGCAGCAGAAGCAGCAGCAGCAGCAGCAGUGACAGCAGCGGCAGUAGUGGCAGCAAGGGUGCGGCAUUAUCCGCCAGUAGCAGCAGCACCAGUGACGGUGCUGACGUGGACAGUGACAUGGACAGUGCCAGCAGUGACCUGGCAGAGCCACCUGUCGACGCAGCCGCAGGAGCGGAGGAAGCAAAAUCCGCCUUUGACGCCCUAAAGCAAGCUAAGGGACGCACGGAAACGAAAGCCAAGAGAAAAAACAGGGGAAAAGGGGCCGGGGCAGGAGGCGCAGGAGGAGGAGGAGCAGGCGAUGGGUUGGUGGCGCUGGCAGCGAAGCUGGUGCAGUAUGAUCCGGUGGCAGCUGCCACUUGGAAGAGCGGCGAGCGGGUGCCCUUCCUCUACCUCGCCCAGGCGCUUGACAGUACGUUGGUUUGGGCUUUGGGCUGUGCGUGGUGGGCUGUGCGUGGUGGGCUGUGCGUGGUGGGCUGUGCGUGGUGGGCUGUGCGUGGUGGGCUGUGCGUGGUGGGCUGUGCGUGGUGGGCUGUGCGUGCUGGGCUGUGCGUGCUGGGCUGUGCGUGCUGGGCUGUGCGUGCUGGGCUGUGCGUGGUGGGCUGUGCGUGGUGGGCUGUGCGUGGUGGGCUGUGCGUGGUGGGCUGUGCGUGCUGGGCUGUGCGUGGUGGGCUGUGCGUGGUGGGCUGUGCGUGCUGGGCUGUGCGUGCUGGGCUGUGCGUGGUGGGCUGUGCGUGGUGGGCUGUGCGUGGUGGGCUGUGCGUGGUGGGCUGUGCGUGGUGGGCUGUGCGUGGUGGGCUGUGCGUGGUGGGCUGUGCGUGCUGGGCUGUGCGUGCUGGGCUGUGCGUGCUGGGCUGUGCGUGGUGGGCUGUGCGUGCUGGGCUGUGCGUGCUGGGCUGUGCGUGCUGGGCUGUGCGUGCUGGGCUGUGCGUGGUGGGCUGUGCGUGCUGGGCUGUGCGUGCUGGGCUGUGUGUGGUGGGCUGUGCGUGGUGGGCUGUGCGUGGUGGGCUGUGCGUGGUGGGCUGUGCGUGGUGGGCUGUGCGUGGUGGGCUGUGCGUGGUGGGCUGUGCGUGGUGGGCUGUGCGUGCUGGGCUGUGCGUGCUGGGUGGUGGGCUGUGCGUGGUGGGCUGUGCGUGGUGGGCUGUGCGUGGUGGGCUGUGCGUGGUGGGCUGUGCGUGGUGGGCUGUGCGUGCUGGGCUGUGCGUGGUGGGCUGUGCGUGGUGGGCUGUGCGUGGUGGGCUGUGCGUGGUGGGCUGUGCGUGGUGGGCUGUGCGUGGUGGGCUGUGCGUGGUGGGCUGUGCGUGGUGGGCUGUGCGUGGUGGGCUGUGCGUGGUGGGCUGUGCGUGCUGGGCUGUGCGUGGUGGGCUGUGCGUGGUGGGCUGUGCGUGGUGGGCUGUGCGUGGUGGGCUGUGCGUGGUGGGCUGUGCGUGCUGGGCUGUGCGUGGUGGGCUGUGCGUGGUGGGCUGUGCGUGGUGGGCUGUGCGUGGUGAGCUGUGCGUGCUGGGCUGUGCGUGCUGGGCUGUGCGUGGUGGGCUGUGCGUGGUGGGCUGUGCGUGGUGGGCUGUGCGUGGUGGGCUGUGCGUGCUGGGCUGUGCGUGGUGGGCUGUGCGUGGUGGCUGUGCGUGCUGGGCUGUGCGUGCUGGGCUGUGCGUGGUGGGCUGUGCGUGGUGGGCUGUGCGUGGUGGGCUGUGCGUGGUGGGCUGUGCGUGGUGGGCUGUGCGUGGUGGGCUGUGCGUGGUGGGCUGUGCGUGGUGGGCUGUGCGUGGUGGGCUGUGCGUGGUGGGCAGUGCGUGGUGGGCUGUGCGUGGUGGGCUGUGCGUGGUGGGCUGUGCGUGGUGGGCUGUGCGUGGUGGGCUGUUUGGCUGGGCUGUGCGUGCUGGGCUGUGCGUGGUGGGCUGUGCGUGGUGGGCUGUGCGUGGUGGGCUGUGCGUGGUGGGCUGUGCGUGGUGGGCUGUGCGUGGUGGGCUGUGCGUGGUGGGCUGUGCGUGGUGGGCUGUGCGUGGUGGGCUGUGCGUGGUGGGCUGUGCGUGGUGGGCUGUGCGUGCUGGGCUGUGCGUGGUGGGCUGUGCGUGCUGGGCUGUGCGUGCUGGGCUGUGCGUGCUGUGCGUGGUGGGCUGUGCGUGGUGGGCUGUGCGUGGUGGGCUGUGCGUGGUGGGCUGUGCGUGGUGGGCUGUGCGUGGUGGGCUGUGCGUGGUGGGCUGUGCGUGGUGGGCUGUGCGUGGUGGGCUGUGCGUGGUGGGCUGUGCGUGGUGGGCUGUGCGUGGUGGGCUGUGCGUGCUGGGCUGUGCGUGGUGGGCUGUGCGUGGUGGGCUGUGCGUGCUGGGCUGUGCGUGCUGGGCUGUGCGUGCUGGGCUGUGCGUGCUGGGCUGUGCGUGCUGGGCUGUGCGUGCUGGGCUGUGCGUGCUGGGCUGUGCGUGCUGGGCUGUGCGUGCUGGGCUGUGCGUGGUGGGCUGUGCGUGGUGGGCUGUGCGUGGUGGGCUGUGCGUGGUGGGCUGUGCGUGGUGGGCUGUGCGUGCUGGGCUGUGCGUGCUGGGCUGUGCGUGCUGGGCUGUGCGUGGUGGGCUGUGCGUGGUGGGCUGUGCGUGGUGGGCUGUGCGUGGGCUGUGCGUGCUGGGCUGUGCGUGCUGGGCUGUGCGUGCUGGGCUGUGCGUGGUGGGCUGUGCGUGGUGGGCUGUGCGUGGUGGGCUGUGCGUGGUGGGCUGUGCGUGGUGGGCUGUGCGUGGUGGGCUGUGCGUGGUGGGCUGUGCGUGGUGGGCUGUGCGUGGUGGGCUGUGCGUGCUGGGCUGUGCGUGCUGGGCUGUGCGUGGUGGGCUGUGCGUGGUGGGCUGUGCGUGGUGGGCUGUGCGUGGUGGGCUGUGCGUGGUGGGCUGUGCGUGGUGGGCUGUGCGUGGUGGGCUGUGCGUGGUGGGCUGUGCGUGGUGGGCUGUGCGUGGUGGGCUGUGCGUGGUGGGCUGUGCGUGGUGGGCUGUGCGUGGUGGGCUGUGCGUGGUGGGCUGUGCGUGCUGGGCUGUGCGUGGUGGGCUGUGCGUGGUGGGCUGUGCGUGCUGGGCUGUGCGUGCUGGGCUGUGCGUGGUGGGCUGUGCAUGGUGGGCUGUGCGUGGUGGGCUGUGCGUGGUGGGCUCUGCGUGGUGGGCUGUGCGUGGUGGGCUGUGCGUGGUGGGCUGUGCGUGCUGGGCUGUGCGUGGUGGGCUGUGCGUGCUGGGCUGUGCGUGGUGGGCUGUGCGUGGUGGGCUGUGCGUGGUGGGCUGUGCGUGGUGGGCUGUGCGUGGUGGGCUGUGCGUGGUGGGCUGUGCGUGGUGGGCUGUGCGUGGUGGGCUGUGCGUGGUGGGCUGUGCGUGCUGGGCUGUGCGUGGUGGGCUGUGCGUGCUGGGCUGUGCGUGGUGGGCUGUGCGUGGUGGGCUGUGCGUGGUGGGCUGUGCGUGGUGGGCUGUGCAUGGUGGGCUGUGCGUGGUGGGCUGUGCGUGCUGGGCUGUGCGUGGUGGGCUGUGCGUGCUGGGCUGUGCGUGGUGGGCUGUGCGUGGUGGGCUGUGCGUGCUGGGCUGUGCGUGCUGGGCUGUGCGUGCUGGGCUGUGCGUGCUGGGCUGUGCGUGCUGGGCUGUGCGUGCUGGGCUGUGCGUGCUGGGCUGUGCGUGCUGGGCUGUGCGUGCUGGGCUGUGCGUGCUGGGCUGUGCGUGCUGGGCUGUGCGUGCUGGGCUGUGCGUGCUGGGCUGUGCGUGGUGGGCUGUGCGUGGUGGGCUGUGCGUGGUGGGCUGUGCGUGGUGGGCUGUGCGUGGUGGGCUGUGCGUGCUGGGCUGUGCGUGGUGGGCUGUGCGUGCUGGGCUGUGCGUGGUGGGCUGUGCGUGCUGGGCUGUGCGUGCUGGGCUGUGCGUGGUGGGCUGUGCGUGGUGGGCUGUGCGUGGUGGGCUGUGCGUGGUGGGCUGUGCGUGGUGGGCUGUGCGUGGUGGGCUGUGCGUGGUGGGCUGUGCGUGGUGGGCUGUGCGUGGUGGGCUGUGCGUGGUGGGCUGUGCGUGGUGGGCUGUGCGUGGUGGGCUGUGCGUGGUGGGCUGUGCGUGGUGGGCUGUGCGUGGUGGGCUGUGCGUGGUGGGCUGUGCGUGGGUGGGCUCUGCGUGCUGGGCUGUGCGUGCUGGGCUGUGCGUGGUGGGCUGUGCGUGGUGGGCUGUGCGUGGUGGGCUGUGCGUGGUGGGCUGUGCAUGGUGGGCUGUGCGUGGUGGGCUGUGCGUGGUGGGCUGUGCGUGGUGGGCUGUGCGUGCUGGGCUGUGGGCACGAAUAUCCAACGAAUCUGGACGGUUGGCGAUCACGGAGAUCAUGUGCAACGUGUUCCGCACAGUCAUGGCCACGUCACCAGACGACCUGCUGCCCAUCGUGUACCUGGCGGCCAAUCGCGUUGCGCCACCUCACGAGGGCGUGGAGCUGGGGAUUGGCGAUGCGACCAUCAUCCGCGCUCUGGCUGAGGCGACCGGGAGGAAGGAGGCGGUGGUUAAGUCGGAGUACAAGGAGUGUGGCGACCUGGGGCUGGUGGCGAAGGCCAGCCGCACCACGCAGCGCAUGAUGAUGCAGCCGGCGCCACUCACGUGCCACAAGGUCUUUGAAGCCUUCCGAUUCAUCGCCAAGGAGUCAGGCAGUCAGAGUGUGGAGAAGAAGCGGGCGCGGAUAAAGCAGCUGCUGGUGUCGGCGCGGCAGCAGGAGCCACAGUUCAUAGUGCGCCUGCUGCAGGGCAAGAUGCGCAUCGGCCUCGCAGAACAGACGGUGCUCGCCGCCCUGGCUCAGGCUGCUGUCAUGCACGAGGACUUCCGAGAGGGCACCGGUGUUGCUGCUGGUGAUGCUGCCGCUGCUGCUGCUGGUGCUGCUGGUGCUGGUGGUGGUGGUGCGGGUGGUGACGAUAAGGAUGGGGGCAAUAAGGAGGGUGGGGAUGGGGCUGCUGCGGCAAUUGGGAGAGGAGGGGAUGGGGGGACGGAGGGAGAGGUUGAGGAAAAAUGGCCGGGGAAGGAGAGUCAAGGAGGAAAGGUGCUUUCAAAGAGGGAAAAACUGGCUCGACUGCCGGGAAGACUAGAAGAGGCAGUGCGCAUCAUGAAGCAUGCGUACUCAGUCCUCCCAGUUUACGACCAAGUUGUUCCAUCCCUAUUAAGAGACGGCAUAUGGGCCGUUCCCGAGGCGUGUCAGUUCACCUUGGGAGUGCCGGUGGGGCCCAUGCUGGCGAAGCCCACACGGGGGAUAUCGGAGAUUCUGGACAAGCUGCAGGGGCUGACGUUCACGUGCGAGUAUAAGUACGAUGGGGAGCGCACACAGGUGCAUGGGCUAGCGGACGGCACAGUGCAGAUCUACAGCCGCAAUGCGGAGUGCACCACUGGCAAGUUCCCCGACCUCGUACAGGCUGUUCAGAAGCACAAGAAGGCCCAUGUGCACAAGUUUGUGCUGGGUGCAGAGGCAGUGGCAUACAACAGGGAUAGCCCAGCACAAGAAGGCCCACGUUUAUGUUGGAUGCAGAGGGCAGUGGCGUAUGACAGGAGGAGAGACAAGAUUCUGCCGUUCCGGUUGCUUAGUUCUCCUCUGUUUCCCCUCUUCCUUACUUGCAGGCACAAGAAAAGUCACGUGCAGACGUUUGUAUUGGAUGCAGAAGCAGUGGCGUACGACAGGGAGAGCGACAAGAUUCUGCCCUUCCAGGUGCUAAGCACGCGGGCGCGGAAGGGCGUCAUCAUGAGCGACAUUAAAGUGCAGGUGUGCAUGUUCGCAUUCGAUCUGCUCUACCUCAACGGCCAGCAGCUGCUCACAGAGAAGCUCGUGCGGCGGAGAGAGGUGAGGCACGGCAGAGAGGUGAGGCACGGCAGAGAGGUGAGGCACCACAGAGAGCUGCUGCUGGAGUCGUUUGAGGCGGCCAAGGGCGAGUUCCAGUUCGCGACGGCCAUCACGACCAGCAAGGAGGAGGAGCUGCAGGCGUUCUUUGACGACGCUGUCAACCACAGCUGCGAGGGCGCCAUGGUGAAGACCCUGGACGUGGAUGCCACAUACGAGCCGGCCAAGAGGAGCAACAACUGGCUCAAGCUCAAGAAGGACUACAUGGAAGGGUGCGGUGGGGAUGGGUCGUGUGUGUGGUGGUGUGGUGGGGAUGGGUCGUGCGUGUGGUGGUGUGGUGGGGAUGGGUCGUGCGUGUGGUGGUGUGGUGGGGAUGGGUCGUGCGUGUGGUGGUGCGGUGGGCUGGGCGACUCCUUGGACCUUGUGCUCAUCGGGGCGUUCCACGAGGUGCCUCAUGAUCCCCCACUACCCUCACUCCCGCUGGGCGACUCCUUGGACCUUGUGCCAAUCGGGGCGUUCCAUGGCCGUGGCAAGCGAACAGGUGUCUUCGGGGCGUUCCUCCUGGCGUGCUACGACCCUGACACGGAGGAGUACCAGUCCAUCUGCAAGAUCGGCACCGGCUUCUCCGAAGCAGCGCUGGAGGAGCGAUCCGCAUCGCUGCGCAAGCGAGUCAUUGACAAGCCGCCUCCCUACUAUCGGUAUGGGGAGACGCUAGGAGUGGAAGUGUGGUUCGAGCCGUCAGAGGUGUGGGAGGUGCGGGCGGCGGAUUUGUCCAUUAGUCCCGUGCACCGGGCGGCAACCGGGCACGUGAAUGAGACGAAAGGAAUCGCUCUGCGCUUCCCCCGGUUCCUGAGGCUGCGAGAUGAUAAGAGCGCGGAGCAGGCCACUUCCAGCGAACAGGUUGCUCAAAUGUACAAUGCACAGAAGAUCAAUCACGUAGGCGGCAGGGCCAAGGAUGACUAG
Closterium sp. NIES-65 is the source of this 8088-nucleotide messenger RNA. NCBI's taxonomy places the organism in Eukaryota, Viridiplantae, Streptophyta, Zygnematophyceae, Desmidiales, Closteriaceae. The record is from the annotation of a GenBank genome assembly.